Molecule: messenger RNA, 3082 nt
Organism: Diabrotica balteata
Lineage: Eukaryota; Metazoa; Arthropoda; Insecta; Coleoptera; Chrysomelidae
Source: the annotation of a GenBank genome assembly
GUUUCAAGAUUCAAUCAAGUCAAGGGUAUAAAAGUAUAAACAAAGAAUAAUAAUAUAGAGAAUAAUAAUAUAGAAUUUUCUAAUUAUUAUAUUAUUGAUCUAUGGUUAGAAUAAUAUAGAAAUAGAAUAGAUAGACGUCUAUAUUCUUUGAUAUAAACAACACAUUUUAAAAUGCAAAAUACAUAAAAAGGAACUUACCAUGUAAACAUUAUUGUACAUUAAUCAGUAGGUGAAGUAGAAUUCAUUGAUUUAAAUUAUUAAAUUCAAAGUCUGUAGAAGUCCUACGCCCUACCAUCUCACAGUACUAGUUUAUUAGCUAUGGAAGUAAAAGUUGAAAUUAAGGAAGAGUUUGAUGAAUGUGACCAAAUGUACAUAAAUAAUCAGCUAUCCACAUCUAUAGAUCUUCGAGACUUAAAGAAUGAACCAGGCGAAGAUAACUCGGGUUUUUGUGAAAAGGAUAGUAAAAUGGAAAUAGCGAAAACAAUAACUAAGUAUUCAUGUAAUAAACAAGUGAAACAGGACUGUCAAGAACAAACAUUAAAUAAUUUUUCCUCUACAAAUGUUUCGUGCCAAAAUAAUGUAGUGGAAAAGACUGAAAAAAGACUUAGCAAAUGUGAAAUUUGUUUUAAGCUGUUUUCUCUUCCAGGUAAUCUGAAAAUGCAUUUAAGAACACACACUGGAGAAAAGCCAUACAAGUGUGAAAUUUGUUCUAAGAUGUUUUCUCGUCAAGAUAAUCUAAAAAGUCAUUUAGAAACACACCUUGAAAAAAAACCUUAUAAUUGUGAAAUUUGUUUUAAGCAGUUAACUUCAGUAAAUUAUUUAAAAUCACAUCUAAUAACACACUCUAAAGAAAAACCUCACAAGUGUGAAAUUUGUUUUAAGCCAUACUUCCAUAAAAAUGCUUUAAAGGUACACAUGACCACACACUCAGGGGAAAAACCUUAUAACUGUGAAAUUUGUUUUAAGCAGUUUACUUCAUUAGUUUAUUUGAAAGCACAUCAGAAAACACACUCACAAGAAAAACCUUAUACAUGUGAAAUCUGUUUUAAUUCAUUUUCUCGUAAAGGUAAUUUAAAUGUACAUAUGAGAUCACAUACUAGAGAAAAACCUUAUAAGUGUGAAAUUUGUUUUAAACAGUUUUCAUAUCACAAUAAUUUGAAAGAACAUUUAAAAACACACUCUGGAGAAAAACCGUAUAAGUGUGACAUUUGUUUUAAGCAGUUUAUUUCAUUACAUUAUUUGAAUUCACAUAUGAUAACACACUCUAAACAAAAAAUUUACAAGUGUGAAUUUUGUUUUAAGCCAUUUUCUCAUAAAUCUAAUUUAAAUGUACACAUGAUAAGACACUCAGAAAAACCAUUCAAGUGUGAAAUUUGUUUUAAGCCAUUUUUCCAAAAAAAUAAUUUAAAUGUACAUAUGAGAACACAUUCUGGAGAAAAACCUUAUAAGUGUGAAAUCUGCUUUAAGCAUUUUUCUGUGGCAUAUAAUUUGAAAAUACAUCUAAGAAUGCACACUGGAGAAACGCCAUACAAGUGUGAAAUUUGCUCCAAGCAGUUUGUUAGAAAUAGUAACUUACUUUCUCAUAUGAGAGUGCAUACGAAAGAAAAGCCAUACAAUUGCGAAAUUUGUUUUAAACAGUUUUCUAGUCAACAUCUGUUGAAAGUACAUUUAAGGACUCACUCUGGAGAAAAACCUUAUAAGUGUGAAAUUUGUUACAAGCGAUUUACUUCAGUAAUCUAUUUGAAAACACAUCACAUAACACACUCUAAAGAAAAACCUUACAAGUGUGAAAAGUGUUUUAAGCCAUUUUCUCAAAAAAGUAGUUUGAAUGUACAUAUUAUGAGAAUACAUUCUAGAGAAAAACUUUAAUGUGUGAAAUUUAUAUCUAAGAACACACAUUGGAGAAAAACCUUACAAUUGGCAAAUUUUUUAAUAGGUUUAUUGCAGUAAAUAAUUUCAAAGCGUUUUGGCGUAGUAUACUAUUUGAAACAAAUUUGAUAAAAUCCUUACAUUUCAUAAAAUAAUAUGGCUAGUGUUCAAUUUUUCACAUGCGAAAAAUUAUGUCAUUCAUAUUAGUUACUAUCAUUCUACCACAAUUUUACAAUCAUUACCGUACUCCAACCUUUUUUAUUCCCACUUCAACUCCACUCCUUUAGAAAUACAGGCAGUUGUAAGAUAGCAAACGACAAAGACUCUCUCUUCCCUGUCGACUAUCGCGAGCAACAGACAUAUUAUUCUCUUGUCUGUUGACUAUUCUGCCCUGCUUAGUAAAAACGUCCGAUCUACAAUUUUCGUUUUUUCUAUAUAAAUUUAUAUUCCACUACUAUUAGACAUUUACCAUCUUAUUACUUAGAACGUCCUUUCUGCCACCUUAAAUCGUACAAAAGCAUAAAUUUGUUUGUCCUUUCUACAACUAACAGCUGUUGUGCUUAGAAUAAACAUCCUAUAUGCCAAUUACUUAGUUAAAGCGUUCUGUCUGCAUCAAAUUGUGAAGAUAGGACUUUUUAGUUAAGUAAGUCAUGUUAAAAUCAUUGAACUGGUGAAAUUAAUAUUUCACCAGUUAAAGUGAAGUGAAAGUAAAACCGCUAAAGACAGCUAAAUUGUGUGUGUGCAGCACAGGAUGGGUAAGACUUUUUAUAAACUUCAUUUGCUAUUAUCUGUAUAACCCCUUACUACUUAUCCUAAUUUGUUUGAUCCAGCCCUAUGUUCAGUCUUCAUACACUGAAAUUAUAUACAUGAUUUCACAUAUGUACACCCCUUUUUAUACAGAUAGUAAUAACUGAAUUAACUGAACUAAGCUAUCUGCUUGCUGUUUUUAAUGAGAUUUAGUAACAUAGCCAUUCAAAAUUGAAUACAACGAUUUUAGUAACUAAAACGUUGUCCAUAUAAUUUCUGUAAUAUUUAUUUAAAAUAAUAAUAGUUAGUGGGAACAUAAAUUAUUUCUCAGUGAAUUUUCUUUUAGGAAUAAGGAUAAUUCUAAAUACAUGUAAGGGAGGGUGAGCCACUAUGAGACCAAAUUCAAUUUUUAAUUUUUUUUUAUUUUUUGUUAGUGGACAGAUUUCUUUAAAAUAUAGUAUUCUAG